This is a messenger RNA of Phalaenopsis equestris, 2207 nucleotides long. Its product is annotated as metal transporter Nramp3-like. The coding region runs from base 47 to 1513 and encodes 488 amino acids. The record is from RefSeq and is a predicted model, not a curated record. Gene Ontology annotation, molecular function: manganese ion transmembrane transporter activity; cadmium ion transmembrane transporter activity. Gene Ontology annotation, biological process: metal ion transport. Gene Ontology annotation, cellular component: membrane. NCBI's taxonomy places the organism in Eukaryota, Viridiplantae, Streptophyta, Magnoliopsida, Asparagales, Orchidaceae. The transcript is spliced from 4 exons.
AGUACACUCCUGUUCUCAGCCAUAAACUGCUCUCACUGUUGUAGCGAUGAGGCCCCAGGAGGAGCCGCUUCUCUCAGCCCACAACUCCGAUGAAGAGUCGGCCAAGGUAGAAGAGGACGAUGGAGCUUCGCCGCCGUUCUCGUGGCGGAAGCUAUGGCGCUUUACCGGCCCAGGAUUUCUCAUGUCCAUUGCAUUCCUCGAUCCCGGAAGCCUCGAGGGCGACCUCCAAGCCGGAGCCAUCGCCGGCUAUAGUCUCCUCUGGCUUCUUUUCUGGGCGACGGUGAUGGGGCUUCUCAUACAACUACUCUCCGCGAGGCUCGGCGUGGCGACCGGGCGACACCUCGCCGAGCUCUGCCGUGAAGAGUAUCCCCGGUGGGCGGGGAUUGUGCUGUGGAUCAUGGCCGAGGUGGCGCUUAUCAGCUCAGACAUACAGGAGGUUGUGGGAAGUGCCAUCGCAAUCAGAAUACUUAGCGGCAGCGUUAUUCCCCUGUGGGGCGGUGUCGUCAUCACUGCCCUCGAUUGCUUCGUUUUCCUCUUCCUUGAGAGUUUUGGUGUGAGGAAACUGGAAGCUUUUUUUGCGGUUCUAAUUGCAACCAUGGCUAUUUCCUUUGCUAUAAUGUUUGGUGAAACCAAGCCCAGUAGGAAGGAUCUCCUUAUUGGCAUGAUUGUUCCAAAGCUAAGUCCUGGUACCAUAACACAAGCUGUGGGGUUAGUAGGUUCUAUCAUAACCCCCCACAAUGUUUUCCUGCAUUCUGCUCUGGUUCAGUCUAGAAAGAUCAAUACUAAACAUACAGGCUGUGUCAGUGAAGCAAUAGGAUAUUACUACAUAGAAUCAGCUGCAGCUCUUGCUAUUUCCUUCGUUAUCAAUUUUUUUGCAACCACAGUUUUUGCGAAAUCAUUCUACGGAACUAAAUUUGCUCAAGAUAUGGGUCUUGAGAAUGCAGGGCAAGUUCUACAAGAGAAAUAUGGGGCUACUUUGUUUCCCAUACUUUAUAUUUGGGGCCUUGGCUUGUUAGCUUCUGGACAGAGUAGCACUAUUACGAGCACCUACGCCGGACAAUUUAUCAUGGGAGGAUUUUGUAAUAUUCACGUGAAGAAAUGGGUUCGUGCACUUAUUACUCGAAGCUGCGCACUCGUGCCAGCAAUGAUAGUUAUGUUUUGCUCUUCUGAUACCGCAAUGGAUGGUUUGAAUGAGUCACUUAAUAGUCUUCAGUCAAUCCAGGUUCCAUUUGCGCUUAUUCCCCUUAUCAAAUUGGUGUCGAAGGAACAAGUUAUGGGUUUGUUUAGAAUUGGCUUCAUUCUCAAAACUGUUGCCUGGAUUGUUGCUGCGUUAUUGAUAGCCAUUAAUGGCUACCUUUUGGCUGAUUAUUGCUCUAGUGAAAUGCAAGGACUUCUUCUCAGCUCCAUUAUUUGUGCAUUCUUAGCGCUGUAUUUGGCUUUUGUUUUAUAUCUCCUCGUGCGUGAUGGUUCUCUAUCAGUUUUCCGAAAUAAAUCAACAAAUCGUAACCGCUGAAAGCUGCAUCCAACCAUUGAGAUUGUGAUUUCAUUUACGUGUAUUGUUAGCCAAAGAAGCCUAAUAAUAAUAUUCUCUCAAGCAUAUAUUAUCAAGGCCUUGUCCAAGCAGCAGCUUUUAAUUUCUCUAAUUGGCCCUGUAUCUGGUUGAUGAAAUUCAGACAAGAGACGGUUAUUUGAAGAGAACAAAGAACUUAACAGCAAUGUUGAGGUAUUUCUUAUGCUUCACAUACACGCACACACACGUGCUCGUGCGCUUGUGUGCGCACAUACGCAGACAUGGAUGGAUGAUUACAUGCAUGCAUAUAUGUAUCAGGUUUGCACCACAUUCAAGCUUAAGCAAUUUAAAAUUUUAAAGUGCAAUUGUAGUUUUAUGCUUAAUGAUUUUUAUGGAUUUGCACCACAUACAAGUUUAGGCAAUUUACAUGCACAAUUGCAUUUUUAUGUCUAAUGAUUUUUUAUUUUUGUGGUUCGAUUAAAAAGUUGCAUGCAAUUUUUGCAGAUUAUACUCAUCUUCUCUUGAUGUAGGGAUGAGGUUAAUGAAGGAGGAGAAUAAUAAUCAGCUUGCUUUGAUGAAGGAGCUUAUGCUUGGAUUAUUUAUUUAUUUAUUUAUUUUGAUAUAAUGGGAAUUUGAAAUUAGUGUAGUGAAAUUAUAUCUGAGUCAUACAAAUGUGGCAAAAUUUGUAAUUACUGAA